This is a messenger RNA of Neurospora tetrasperma FGSC 2508, 1252 nucleotides long. RefSeq lists its product as uncharacterized. The record is from RefSeq and is a predicted model, not a curated record. Lineage: Eukaryota; Fungi; Ascomycota; Sordariomycetes; Sordariales; Sordariaceae. The coding region runs from base 99 to 1109 and encodes 336 amino acids. The transcript has 2 exons.
CCUGAAAGUCGCGAUGUGAUCAAGAGAAAAAGAAAACAACACAUAAAAGUCAAACUUACGUAUGCUGAAGCAUCAUCCCUCUUCACCAUACCGUUAUUAUGGGCUGGCAAUCAUCGGUUCUUCGAGAUGAGAGGGUGGUCUUCACCGGCAUUGGCUUCGUCACGGCGAGCUUGAUCAUCUUCGCCAUGAAUACUUGGCUAACAAGAUGGCGAGACGAGACCAUUGUCACCCCCAAUCCGCCAAAGACGCAGUACAUCACGCAGCAGACCGAGGAUUCGCUCGAACUCAAGACGCUGGACACCUUGCUGGGCCACUACAACUACGCCAUAAAGGAGACGGCUGCCAAGAUAAUCUGUGAUAGGGCUGCAAAUGACCCCGGUCUCCUGGAGACGUUGCUCUGGGGCGUCACCCGUCCAGGUUAUGACGAGCGUGUCAAGAACUUGAGGGCUCUGGCUGUCAUCUGUGUCCCUCGAGUUCUCCCUAUGCUUCACACUUGGAAAGCAUAUUCCGCCAUAGUCCGGUGCCUCGAGCUCUCCCUCGACCCGGAGCAGGAGGUUCUCGAGAAUGAUGGAUGGGACGAUUAUCCAUUGAGGGACAUCACCGAGAAAAUGUGCUUCAUUUUUCUUGAGCAGCUGGUUGAUCAUUACGGGCCAGAGAUGCUGAUCCGCUCCAAGUUCGUUGAACGUUGGCUGUCCAAGCAAAACUGGGGCAGGACUGAGGAAGACAGACAGCGCAACUUCCACAACUAUAUGCUGUACAGGGAUAACAAGAUAAAGAGGCUUGCGGAUGCGGUGCGCAAAACUGGAUCGGGAAGGUCGGUGCUGGUCAGAUGUGGUCUCAUGUCCCAAGAAGGGGCUGACGACUUCGCGGCUGAGCAGGCCGAUAACUUGAACCUCAUGGACACAAGCGGCGAGCGCUAUAACCUCCUGCUCUCUAUCAACAUGGGUAGGACUCCGCGGGCGCAGGAGACGAGUGCUGAGGAGCAGCGGAUUAGACAUCGGAAUCGCGAGGCUAUUGUGGUGAACGAUGGGACUAGGCCGAUUGGAAGGGACGAUAUCAUUCACCGAGACACGGAAUGGCGGGUUUUGGGAGAGCCUGGUCAGUCUUAGAGGAGCGGCUCAGUAACUGCUACAGGAAUUUUUUACCAUCGCGUUGUGUUUUUCCUGUGUUAGGAAUAUGGGCACGCAUAAGGAAGAUCAAAAUGAGAGUAAGAAAGCUCGAGUAUUGAUUAAGUAGCAAUUGUAUGAAUCAU